AUGCUACACUCCGCUUCAACUCCCGUACCGACCAACAACUCCUCCAAAAAGAUCUUCGCUCCAACCUCCAACUCCGAAGACCCCGGCCACGCAACCCAAUACACCAAAGGCGCGCUCGACCGGGCUGACCUCCUUUCCUCCCCCACCGACCAAUUCCAUGCAUGGUUCGAAGAAGCAACCAAGGCCGGCGUCUACCAGCCAGAAACCGUAACGUUCAGCACGGCCGAGCUCCCCAGCGGCAAAGUCUCGGCGCGCAUGGUCUACAUGAAGGAACUUGACUCCAAAGGCUUCGUCAUCUACUCCAAUUGGGACACCAGUCGCAAAGCAUCAGACGUGAACAGCAAUCCACAUGCAGCGCUGACUUUCUGGUGGAGGGAACUCGAGCGCCAGGUCAGAGUCGAGGGAAGAGUUGAGCGUCUCAAGUCGGAGGAGUCGCAGGUUUACUACGACACGAGGAUCCGGGGCAGCCGCAUUGGAGCCUGGGCGAGUCAGCAGAGUAAAGUGCUCGAGGGGAGGGACGAGCUUGAGAAGAGGGUCGAAGAUGUUGAGAAGAGGUUUGAGGGCAAGGAGAAGAUCCCUGUUCCUGAUUUUUGGGGUGGGUUGAGAGUGAUUCCUGAAGUUGUGGAAUUCUGGCAGGGGAGACCCAGUCGGCUACAUGAUCGGUUUAAAUAUGAGUGGGUGGUGAAGGAGAAUGGCGAAGGAGAGUGGAAGGUAGACAGAUUGAGCCCGUAA
Molecule: messenger RNA, 732 nt
Organism: Ascochyta rabiei
Lineage: Eukaryota; Fungi; Ascomycota; Dothideomycetes; Pleosporales; Didymellaceae
Product: Pyridoxal 5'-phosphate synthase
Exons: 1
Coding region: 1-732 (243 amino acids)
Biological process (GO): pyridoxine biosynthetic process
Molecular function (GO): FMN binding; pyridoxamine phosphate oxidase activity
Source: RefSeq, a predicted model, not a curated record